This is a messenger RNA of Eublepharis macularius, 2849 nucleotides long. It is a transcript of the gene SNW1, whose product is annotated as SNW domain containing 1. Bases 70 to 1785 code for a protein of 571 amino acids. NCBI's taxonomy places the organism in Eukaryota, Metazoa, Chordata, Lepidosauria, Squamata, Eublepharidae. Gene Ontology annotation, cellular component: spliceosomal complex. The transcript is spliced from 14 exons. Gene Ontology annotation, biological process: mRNA splicing, via spliceosome. The record is from RefSeq and is a predicted model, not a curated record.
UGCGCAGAUCAGAGGCCCAUUCACCGCCGCGAGGCCCUGAGAAGAGAAAGAAGGCGAAGAGGAAGCAAGAUGGCGCUGACCAGUUUUUUGCCAGCACCGACUCAGCUGUCUCAGGACCAGUUAGAAUUAGAGGAAAGGGCAAGAUCUCAAAGGGUGAGACAGGCUGCACUGGUAUCGUCACGAAGGGAGCCUCCCCCUUAUGGUUAUCGAAAAGGAUGGAUACCACGAAUGUUGGAGGAUUUUGGAGAUGGAGGUGCUUUCCCAGAAAUCCAUGUUGCUCAGUAUCCCCUGGAUAUGGGUCGAAAAAAGAAAAUGUCCAAUGCAUUAGCUGUUCAGGUGGAUGCAGAAGGAAAAAUAAAAUACGAUGCUAUAGCUCGGCAGGGACAGUCAAAAGACAAGGUCAUUUACAGCAAAUACACAGACCUUGUUCCAAAGGAAGUUAUGAAUGUGGAUGACCCUGAGCUGCAAAGGCCUGAUGACGAAGCUGUCAGAGAGCUUACAGAAAAGACUCGAUCAGCCUUAGAAAAAUCUGUCUCCCAGAAAAUUGCAGCAGCCAUGCCAGUCCGAGCAGCUGAUAAACUAGCUCCAGCUCAGUAUAUCCGAUAUACACCAUCACAACAGGGCGUGGCCUUCAACUCUGGUGCAAAACAGAGAGUUAUUAGAAUGGUGGAAAUGCAGAAGGAUCCCAUGGAACCGCCAAGAUUCAAGAUUAACAAGAAAAUCCCUCGUGGUCCACCAUCUCCCCCAGCUCCUGUAAUGCACUCUCCUAGCAGAAAGAUGACCGUGAAGGAGCAACAAGAAUGGAAGAUUCCUCCUUGUAUUUCAAACUGGAAAAAUGCAAAGGGUUACACCAUUCCGUUAGACAAACGUCUGGCUGCAGAUGGCAGAGGACUGCAGACUGUUCACAUUAAUGAAAACUUUGCCAAGUUGGCUGAAGCUCUCUACAUUGCUGACAGAAAGGCUCGUGAAGCUGUAGAGAUGCGAGCCCAGGUGGAAAGGAAGAUGGCCCAGAAAGAAAAAGAGAAACAUGAAGAAAAACUCCGUGAAAUGGCCCAGAAAGCCAGGGAGCGAAGAGCUGGAAUCAAAACCCAUGUGGAGAAGGAGGAUGGAGAAGCUAGAGAACGUGAUGAAAUCAGACAUGACAGACGCAAAGACAGACAACAUGACCGGAAUCUUUCCAGAGCAGCCCCUGACAAGAGAUCAAAGUUGCAAAGGAAUGAGAACCGAGAUAUUAGUGAAGUCAUUGCCUUGGGUGUUCCCAAUCCCCGGACAUCCAAUGAGGUCCAGUAUGAUCAGAGGCUCUUCAACCAGAGUAAGGGCAUGGACAGUGGCUUCGCUGGAGGAGAAGAUGAAAUUUACAACGUCUAUGAUCAGCCUUGGAGAAGUGGUAAAGACAUGGCUCAGAACAUCUACAGACCCAGUAAAAAUGUGGAUAAGGACAUGUAUGGUGAUGAUUUGGAGGCACGAAUAAAAUCUAAUGUUUGUUUCUUGUCUACUACAGGUUUGUUCCUGAUAAGGAAUUUUCUGGCUCAGACCGCAGACAAAGAGGUAGAGAAGGACCAGUUCAGUUUGAGGAGGAUCCUUUUGGUCUCGACAAAUUCUUGGAGGAAGCCAAACAGCAUGGGGGCUCAAAAAGGCCUUCUGACAGUAACCGUCCUAAAGAACAUGAGCACGAAGGCAAGAAGAGAAGGAAAGAGUAAGGGCUUGUUCUUCUGGAUAAUAAGACUGCAUUCAAAAUUAAAACAUUUUAAAGCAGGCUAUAGGGGAGUAGUCUUAACCCAUUGACAGCCCUGUAUUGUGGAUCCAAAUCAUCAGUUUUCUAAUGACACUUUACACAAAAACAAUGAAGAGGAAAAAUUGGACCACUCCAUUACACAUUCUGGACUCUAGCUCUGCCAUUCCCUGUUUUACAGAGAAUAUAUUCCCUAAUAUUGAGUUCUUGGAUAAAACUGCUUAUUCCAUCAGAUUAUGCUCCCUAUGUACAUAGCUUACUCUAAUGUACUUGUAAGGGGGGAAAGUGUUGUAAUUUGCUGUUACUCUGCUGUGACUGUAUAGUUCAUUUUGACAAAACAAGCUGAAGUCAUUGGAGAAGAAUACAUAUCCAUAAGUUUAUUUUAGGUUCUUUAAUGACAGUGAAAUAAAGUCUCCUUCCUUCAACUGUUGUCAGCAGUUGUUCUGAGUGAAUGUUGCUGUAGAAAACUUCUGCUUUGCUGCUGUUUAACUUCAAUCUGAAAAAAUAAGACACACAAAAUAGAUAGUAGUAAGAAAAACAAGCUUAAUCAUUUUUAGAUAGGUAGCUUUGUUGGUACAACAGCAGGACUUGAGACCAGCGGCACUUUAGAAACCCAACAAUAUUUUCCAAGUGUAAACUUUCAAGAGUCGAAGCUCCCUACAGCUUGAACACCUUGUUUGUCUUUAGGGUGCCACUGAAUUCUAAUCAAGCUCAGAUAUUAAAAUUCUAGUCUGUGCUCAUAGCUACCAAAAUGAAGAUUUAGCAGUAAUUUCUACAAGACCAAAAUUUUACACUUAAGCUCUCUUUAUCUGCUGUAGUAGUUUAAGACACACAAAGCAGCCUACAGGAAUUAGUAUUACUCUGUGGUUUACCCACAACUACAUCCAGUAUCUUGUAUGGGUUUUUUAAUACUUCCUUCAGUAAGGUGCGUAUAGCAAUUGUGAUGUCCAGGAAGUGCAAUUUGGCCAGUAAGAUGUCAUUACAGCAGUAUAUAUGUGGUCCGCCUCUCAUACAAUAAAUGUUUAGUUAAAGGGAAGUGACAUUGUUUGAAAACUACUUUGUUACCACAUUUCUGAAAGCCGCCUUGUAUUAAAGCUUAUUUCAAGCCCUAUAAAAA